Musa acuminata AAA Group (dessert banana) is the source of this 2313-nucleotide messenger RNA. Its product is annotated as putative receptor-like protein kinase At1g80870. The transcript has a single exon. Gene Ontology annotation, biological process: protein phosphorylation. Gene Ontology annotation, molecular function: ATP binding; protein kinase activity. The record is from RefSeq and is a predicted model, not a curated record. The coding region runs from base 207 to 2216 and encodes 669 amino acids. Lineage: Eukaryota; Viridiplantae; Streptophyta; Magnoliopsida; Zingiberales; Musaceae.
AACCCCAAUCGACAACUGUAAACCACGUUCCUCUUCGGCUUUUUUCUCUGUAACAUAAUAUUCAUACCUACAUUUCUUCUCUUUGUUGUUGUUAUUACCACCCUCCAUCUCCACCACCGUCACUCCUCUCUCUCUCUCUCUCUCUUGCACCGAGCGUUCUGCUGCUCGCUCUUCUUCUUGUCCGAAGACCUGCAACUCCCAUCCCGAUGCCUUCCCGCCACCUCUCGUCUCCUUCGCCUCCACCCAUCGCCGCCGCCCACCGCCAUCGCAUCCUCCUCCUCGCCGUCGCCGUGUCCGCCUCCUCCCUAAUCCUCCUCGCUCUCUUCCUCCUCCUCUUUCUCUUCUACCUCUACCUCCGCCGCUCCCCGACGCUCCCUUUCCUCUCCUCUGCCGCCGCCGCCGAUAACCCCCUAUGCCUACGCCGCUUCUCCUACCGCACCCUCCGCUCGGCCACUGCCUCCUUCGACCCGGCCCGCUCCCUCGGCCGGGGCGCCUCCGCCGCCGUCUUCCGUGGCCUCCUCCCCGACGGCAAGUCCGUCGCCGUCAAGCGCCUUCUCUCCUCCCCUUCCUCCCCCACCCGCGCCGCCUCCUCCGACCGCGAGUUCCACAACGAGCUACAAGUCCUCGCCGCCCUCCGCCCCUCCCCCUUCGUCGUCUCCCUCCUCGGCUACUGCCUUGAGGGCCGCCGACGACGCCUCCUCGUCUACGAGUACAUGCCGAACGGGAGCCUACAGGAAGCCCUCUUCGGCUCCAGCUCCCCUCUCAGCUGGGACCGCCGCUUCUCCAUCAUCCUCGACGUCGCCCGAGCCCUCGCCUUUCUCCACCUCGAGUGCGAUCCCCCGGUCGUCCACGGUGACAUCAAGCCCAGCAAUGUGCUCCUCGGCUUCGAUUUCCAGGCGAAAAUUUCCGAUUUUGGCUUGUCUCGGGUGAAGACCGAGGCCGAUCUCGGCCCCGAGUUCUUCAGCCAGGAUCUCGGCCCGAGCCAGGAGCUCUUCAAGAGCCAGGACCUCGUUCCAGAGAGCCCACAGGUAGACCUCCCCGUCCCCCUUCAUGCCUCUUCAUCCAUUUCGUGCAAGAACUCCGACACCAGGCCGAAUCCCGCCGGUAGUCACAGGGGGAAGGAGGCAACGGCACUCAGCUCCCCUGUCCAAGAUGAGAUUUUUAGCUUCGAGCAUAGAACAGAGUCGGGUGCGACGCUGGAAGAUGGCAGAACAGAGUCGAAUGGUCAAUGGGGGAAGCACUGGUGGUGGAAGCAGGAAGGCAGCGGGGAAUUGAGCAGCAAAGACUAUGUCAGGGAGUGGAUCGGGACCCAAAUUUGCCCCUCAGGCAAUCCCGAUUGGGAAGACGAGAAGAGGAUUUCUCCCGAGAAGUGUUUUGAUUUCAGGAACUCAAGCCGGGUGGAGAAUCUGGACGUCGGGGACGACACCCUCUUCGGCGACGCCCGUGAUAAGAACACAGAGAAGAAACAGGGGAGGAAGAAAGGCAUUCUCGCCAGUGACAGGAAGGACAGGAAGAUGAGGGAGUGGUGGAAGGAGGAGUACUUCGCAGAAAUCAGCAAGAAGAGUCAUCACAAGAAAGAGAGGAAGUGGUUCCGAACAAUUAGUAGCCGAGAGCAUACCGGUAGCGCCGUCGACGACGAUGCUCGACGCGGCCGAGAUCUGAACGUGGACAUAAGCUUCAGGAAGGGCUGGAAGAAGAAGAGGAGCCGAUCGGCUGGCAGCGACAUGUUCAGCGGCGACAUGUUCAGCAGGGAGCUCAGUAGCACGACGAGCAUGAGAGGCACAGUGUGCUAUGUUGCUCCCGAGUGCCAUGGAUGCGAGCAGUUGAUGGAGAAGGCAGAUGUCUACAGCUUCGGGGUUCUGAUCCUUGUCAUCGUGUCGGGAAGAAGACCCCUGCAUGUGCUGUCGUCGCCGGUGAGGUUGGAGAAGGCAAACCUUGUGAGCUGGUGCAGGCAGCUGGCUCAGAUGGGGAAUCUCCUGGAGCUGGUGGACGAAAGGUUGAAGAGCUCAUACAACAAGGAGCAGGCAGGCCUCUGCAUCAACUUAGCUCUCUUGUGCUUGCAGAGGAUCCCCGAGUUGAGGCCCGAUAGCGGGGAUGUCGUCAAGAUCCUCAAGGGGGAAAUGGAGCUUCCGGUAGUGCCAUGUGAGUUCUCUCCAUCUCCUAACGCUAGACACAUGAGUAGGUCACGAAGAAAAGCUUCCAUGGAAGUAGUGUAGAUCAUUUGCCACUGCAACAUCGAAACACAGAAAUAAUAAAGAUAACCCUCGAUCGAGGGUAAGUAAUUUGAGCUUCUUGAUGUUGUUUCAUCCUGUU